UGGUGCACUUAACAGGCUUCUAAAAUGGCUUAACCAGAGAGCAGUGCUGGACUACUGCUUGUUCUGUGCUGGACUACUUGGUGAUCCAGCAAAACCAUGUUGUUCACCAGCAAAUGUUAGUUACCUUGUUUGGUCUCUCAGAUCAAGCUCGUAUUAUUAUACUAAUAUUAAAGGGGGAGUUCACCCCACAAAGGAAAAAUAUGUCAUCAUUUACUCAUCCUCAUGUUAUUUUAAACCAGGCACAGCCUUCAGCCAUACCCUGGUUUUUCAUUGGAUUUCAACUGAAGGGGACCCAUCACCCCCCACCCCUGGAACGCCUAGCUGUACCCUAGGGUUUUAUGAAAUGAAAUGCCACCACCACCGCUCCUAACCCAUUAACUAAAACCCACACUACUCUGUUUAGACAUGCUUUUAUAUAAAAAAACAUGUUCCACAUAGUGUGUAGACUAUUUUAAUGUUUGGAGGAACCUUUCAACAAUAUUAAGAACCUUUUGUACAACAGAAAUGUUCGAUAGAUGUUACAGGUUUUUCAUGGAGCCAUUGAUGCCAUAUAAAGAGCUCACAUUGUAAACUGAGCACAUCACAUGCUGAAGCUCAAUCAAAGAUGAAUGAAAGUUUUAUGGGUUUGGACUGGAAUGACAUAAGACAUGUAUGACAGAAUUUUCAUUUUUGGGUGAACUAUCCUUUUAAUACACAAUUACAUUUUCAUAGAAUAUGCGAAAAAAUAAAAAAUAAAAAAGCUAGUGACCAAUCAGAUUGAACUGUUUUGGUAAUGAGGGGCUGUAAAUAGGAUAUGACCUGGAUAUAUGACACAUAUGAGUCAUAUUGUAAUCCAGGAUUUUACUGGACAGCGUGUCUGCUAAUAAACACCCCUCACAUUCCCUGCACUCCUUUUGAUGAGACAGGCAUCUUACACGAGACACACUGACAUACUGAAGCUUUUCCUGCUAGAAGAAAGCUUGCGUCUUCUAAAAUAGACUAAAGUACCAUGCUCUACAAGUCCUUUAUCACUUAACUCACAGCAUUGUGCUUCGUGAAUGCAGGAUUACUAUGAUGAGGAAUCUGUGUGGAGUUGAAACAGGAUUUCUAAGGGAUUGUGGUAAUCUUCUGUGCAUAUGAAUCAGUACUCAAGAGCCCUGAUGUGAGUUACUGUUUGGGUCUGUCUCCAUGCAACACCCCUACGACUCAUUCUGCAGAUUCCAGUAAAGAUUUUCUUGGAGUGCCCCCGAAAUGAAUGCUCUUGUACAACCAAGAGAUUUUGCCAUUGCAAUUAAUCUCUCUGCUUCUAUUUAAUAUUUAACGUGUGACACUUCAGUCCCCUUUUUUAAGCAUACAUGGAAGUAGCAUAUAAAAUCUGAUCCCUUUAUCAUUGGAGCUUGUCUUAAAUGUAUUUUUCAAAUAAAACAAGAGACAACAAAUAGGCAUAGAUGGUAGAAGCUCAAGGGAUUUAGCAUCUAUCUCAUACAUCAACAACUAAAAAUGGCCGCAGUAAGCUAUGACCAACUGAUGGAGAACAAUGGCUUACUAAAUAUAGAGCCAAAAAGUGCUUGAAGCCACAGGAAAACAUGACUAGCACUAUAUAAACUCAAGUCCUUGAAAACCUAAGCCUUAUGAAAAGGUAAGAGGAUGCUAAGAGCUAUGCGCUUUGAGAACCACUGUUCCACCGUGCAGCUGAAUGGAUGGCAGGCUCUGCUGGAUGAUAACUGUGAGUUAGGACAGGAUCAUUUGGAAAGAGCGCAUUUACGCUCCUUAUGGCUCUAUAGAUCUGUAGUGAAGGGAGACACAAGAGGGCUUCGUAACCUCCUUAAAAGGAACUACAUUGAUGUUGAUGUGUUUUAUAAUGUGAGCCGUGAGGAACUUGAGUGGCAAGCUCGAACAGACACCACCUUUGGACCCUCAGGUCUUUGGUCUUUGGAGUAUAAAAGAGAACUGACAAGCCCACUGUGUAUUGCUGCCGCACAAGGUUUCUCUGAAUGUCUGCAAUAUUUACUGGAACACGGCGCACGUCCCAACCUUAUCGCAGGAGGAAAAGCAGCACUUCACGAGGCCUGUGCAAACGCCAACACUGAAUGUGUAGAGCUGCUGCUGGAACAUGGGGCUAAUCCUAACCAGAUGACAGACGAGGGACUGACUGCUUUACAUCUCUGCAGGACACCACAAUCACUACGUUGUGCAAAAACCUUGGUGAGAUAUGGUGCCAAAGUGAACUCACCCAGUGAAGAAGAGGAUGAAACACCACUGCAUGUGGCAGCUAGACACGGUCUGCCCCACCAUGCACAGCUGUACCUACGAUUCGGGGCCUGCGUGAACCAUAGCAGCUCUUCUGGUGAAACGCCACUGGGGGUGGUUUGUGGAGUUGCCCCAGAAAAGACAGACGACAGCCAAGAUGAACGAUACCUCGAGAUCUGUCGUCUCCUCCUGGCCUAUGGAGCUAAGGUUAAUUUGUCUGAUAAAGAACGCCGCAGUCCUCUACACAAGGCUGCCCGCAAUGUGCAGCUUAAGCUGGUGGAGCUUCUCUUGGAGCAUGGGGCUGAUAUCAAUGCCAUUGACUAUAACGGUUGUUCGCCGUUAUCGAGUGUUCUACAAAGCUCUGUGGUUCGGCAAGAGUGGGAACCUCACAGGGUUGUCCAGACCUUGAUAAAUCGGGGAUCUAUUAAAGUCUGGCCACUAGCACUGCUGAAGGUAUUAACAGCUUGCGCUGCAGCACCUAAAACUGUGGAAAUCCUGUUUAACUCAUACACACUUGUCCCUGUGACCUACAAAUGGGUUGAGGCUAUACCUGAGGAUAUUUUUCAUCUUCACAAAACCUUUUAUGAGUCUCUCUUUGCACUGGAGUAUAAACCACGUAGUUUACAGCAUCUGUGUCGGUCUGCACUGAGGAACCAGUUUGGGAAAAACUGCUGCUCACUCAUUCCCAGGCUCCCCAUACCAAAGCCACUUGAACAGUAUCUUCUUUUGGAACCGGAGGGGUACAUUGACUAGAACCAGAAACAUUUAGGGAACUUUAGAAGGGUUUUUAAUGCAAUAAAUGUAACACUCUGACAAAGAUGACUGCCUUGAGUUUUACUUGCAUAGUCACCAUACAGUGACAUUUUUAGAGAUAGUAUUUUUUCCACCUGUUUUCAUAUAAAUAAUCUAAUAUAUUAAUGUAAAUAGCUUUGCAAAAUAUUUCAUUGUUUGAAUGACAGUGUGUUGCAGUUUCAGCUCAUAUUAACGUUUAAUGCAUAUUAUUUCAUCAAGAAAUAAUUUUGUCUGUCAAUAAAAUAAUAUCUUUUGUCAAGUAUGACUGUCAUUUUUUUUUUUUAUUUCUCCAGUGUAGCCUACUAUAUGUAAGGGUUGGUAGCUACUCAGAACACAACUAUAGCAUCGGAUUGGUAAAAAUAAGUAAUCUGCUAAAGAAAGAGACCUUAUCCUGACAUUUCAGCCUCAGUGCAUGACAUUUGAUUAUUGGCUGUUGUCGCUUGACAUUAUCAAUGCUGUUUGUGUGUACCUGUGAAUUGCACCUGUUUUAAUGUAGUAAGAUGACUUUAGCACUAAAUAAACGUUAUUAUUUAUUUA
Carassius gibelio (silver crucian carp) is the source of this 3558-nucleotide messenger RNA. It is a transcript of the gene asb18, whose product is annotated as ankyrin repeat and SOCS box containing 18. Gene Ontology annotation, cellular component: cytoplasm; nucleus. Gene Ontology annotation, molecular function: protein binding. The transcript has 5 exons. Lineage: Eukaryota; Metazoa; Chordata; Actinopteri; Cypriniformes; Cyprinidae. Gene Ontology annotation, biological process: intracellular signal transduction. Bases 1627 to 2982 code for a protein of 451 amino acids. The record is from RefSeq and is a predicted model, not a curated record.